Cloeon dipterum is the source of this 2133-nucleotide messenger RNA. RefSeq names its product decapping protein 1 (gene DCP1). The coding region runs from base 173 to 1378 and encodes 401 amino acids. Lineage: Eukaryota; Metazoa; Arthropoda; Insecta; Ephemeroptera; Baetidae. Gene Ontology annotation, biological process: deadenylation-dependent decapping of nuclear-transcribed mRNA; deadenylation-independent decapping of nuclear-transcribed mRNA; positive regulation of catalytic activity. The record is from RefSeq and is a predicted model, not a curated record. Gene Ontology annotation, molecular function: mRNA binding; enzyme activator activity. Gene Ontology annotation, cellular component: P-body. The transcript is spliced from 5 exons.
UGUUUUUAUUCAAGAGUCGCGCAUCUAUCUUCAUCAUCAUCCUCAGCUGAGCCGACAACAGCAAACCAAAAAAGCGAUUUCGGCCUCCAAAUUUGCGGCCGAAACCGUGUGGAAAGUGCGCAUUUUUUCGAAAAGCGUUGAAUUAAUCUCAUAGAGCAGAGCCGCCACGAAAAUGACGACGACGACGGCCAUGGACUCGGCGCACCGAAUGAAUACGGCCGCCCUGAAGAAGGUUGAUCAGCACAUGGUGCAGAUCCUGGACACGGCGGCCCACGUGGCGUUGUACUCGUUCAACAACGACGAGAACAAAUGGGAGAAGACGGAGAUCGAGGGUGCCCUGUUCUUGUACAGCCGGGACACGCAGCCGUCGCACGCGUUUAUCAUCAUGAACAGGCUGAACACGAAUAACCUCGUGGAGAUAGUCAAGCCGAGCCUCGACUUCCAGAUCAAGGAGCCCUUCCUGCUCUAUAAGACCGGCCAGGCUAGCAUUUUCGGAAUUUGGUUCUACAACAAGAACGACUGUCACAGGUUCUCGCAGAACUUGGACAAGUUGGUCAAGAGUCUGAGCAAGUCGCCGCCGCAGAAGCGUGGCGACGGCGUCGGUGGGGUAGACAUCUUCGGCAUGCUCAGCAAGGCGCAAGAGGAUUUCAACUCAAAAAAGAAGACCAGUUCAGACGCGCCACAGAGUGUGAUGGAAUUUUUCGCAAAGGCUGCACCUAAAGAGGCAUUCCCGCCGCAGCCCGUGCAGCCGGUGGACGCGAUCAAACCGCUGCUGAUGCGCAUCAUGUCCAACCCGGCCAACACGCUCGAGCACAUCGAGAAGCAGCAACGCUCGACGACGCCGUCCGACCUGCCCAAGCAGCAGCAGCAGCAGCAGCAACAGCAGCAUCAGCCGCCGCCGCCGCAGCCACAGCAACCGGCACCAGUGACGCCGCAGCAAAUGGUGGCGGCGCCGCCUCCUCCAGCGCCGCAGCCGCUCCCCCUGGUCGGAAUGCCGUCGCCAGUGACGCCGUCGGCGGCCGUGUUAUUCGGCACGCCACCCUCAGUGUCGUCGCUGCCCACACUGGCCGACAUCGAGGCCAACCGCGUCAAGGUGGACCAGCCGGCUCUCCUGCCGCCAAAUAUGUUCACCAAUAGAUCUCAGGAGCCCGUCAGGUGGCAGGUGCGUCAAAAUUUUCGCUUUCCUUACCUCAAGAUGGGUGACGACAUUUCGCCGCUCGAGUCGACGCCCAAGGCGGAGCCGGUGGUGGUUGUAAAGCCGGAGCCGCUGACGAGGAAUCAGCUGCUGCAGGCCGUGUCGUACCUGAUCAAGCACGAUCCCGAGUUCGUCACCAAGCUGCACGAGGCCUACGUCAAGUCGUUCAACGAGAUGCUGUAGCCCUCGUACAUUCCCAGACAGAGACCGAGCGACGCAGCCACAACCGGGUCAUCGGCCGACUUGAAAGGACAUUUUGACGACGACGACUCGGCAGCAACAAUUAAUCGUGCACAUCCCCUCGUCAUCCAGAUUGUAUAAAUGUUUUCGGAAAGAAACGCAUACUUUGUUCGCUUCAAGCAAUCGGAAAAUUGCUUUCGAUUUAUUUCCUAUGUAGAAAUAUGACAGAACAUGGAUUAAUAAGAGACCAUGACAAGUGUUUUCUAAUAUUAACUUAUAUCAUCAUCAUCCACAUGACAAAAAUAUAAAAUACGAUUUUUGUUAUUUUUUUUUCUUUGCAAGAAACCGUCGAAUUUUUUCAUUUUAUUCAUUUUCUUCCUUGGUUCUCCCCGAAACGAAAGCUGGGGCCGGCUGGCGAGUUCGGAAGUGCUAAUUUUGCGCGAGCAGGCCCGCAAAAACCGAGAAACCGAUUCCAACGACAUCACAAAAGGCUAGCACUGAUGGGGGGGCGUUGUUUCAUGUGAGUGUGUGUAUGUGGUAUGAUUGUAUCGAACACAGAAAGCGAAAACAAACACCGACCGACUGACAGGCAACGGAGGAGUAAAAUGCGUGUAUAAUCAUGGCAGAGAUCGACAGCACCGAACGGGGAUCGAAGCAAUCAUCAAUUGGAGGAGAUUUUGUGCAGCGGCAACAUGAGCAAUCAAUCAUUCUAAUUCGGGAAUGCUUGGUGUUUCCUACUACUUGUGUGUGUGAGUGAG